Messenger RNA from Penicillium macrosclerotiorum, 351 nucleotides. RefSeq lists its product as uncharacterized. The transcript is spliced from 3 exons. The coding region runs from base 1 to 351 and encodes 116 amino acids. The record is from RefSeq and is a predicted model, not a curated record. NCBI's taxonomy places the organism in Eukaryota, Fungi, Ascomycota, Eurotiomycetes, Eurotiales, Aspergillaceae.
AUGGACAUCCACUCUUCCAAGGAAAGUAAACCAACACUAGCCAAGUCGGCAGAGCCCACGCCUUUGCAGAUCAAGCCAGAUGGAGCUAGUCUAACAGGCCUCAAUGCAAACAAUUUUCCCAAGCUGGAAUUCUUACACAUGAAGGAUCAUCAGAAAGUCCUAGUAUCUAUCGAGCAUUACAUCCUCAAGACCAUCGGCAAAUACUACAGCACGAUCGCGGAUAAACACGACUUUGCUGCCGAGCUACUACAGGCACGAGUCCAGCCCACAGGUUGGGCAUCUGGACAAGAAGUCCUUGAUUGCUACUACGCAGUCCUUAAUGCACCGCAACGAUCAAACAUCGAGACUUGA